This is a messenger RNA of Coffea arabica (coffee), 737 nucleotides long. NCBI's taxonomy places the organism in Eukaryota, Viridiplantae, Streptophyta, Magnoliopsida, Gentianales, Rubiaceae. The record is from RefSeq and is a predicted model, not a curated record.
CUAAACAAGCUUAGAAAGCAUGUUUUAAUUGUUUCAGAGAGAUUCACGUUCAUGUGGGCUUUAAUUACUAAAAUAUUUUCUCCGUCCGUUAUGACCAACAUCAUAUUACUACUAUAUUAUUUUGCAUCUGAGUGCCAGCUAAUUCAAUUCAGGGGAAAGAAAGAUAAACCAAACCAACACAAGUUGGCUGUACGAGUCAAACCCGAGCCCAGAUCGUGCUUUGGUUCAAAAUCCAGGUAUUUGCUCCAGGCUGUACCAAGGCAAAUGGUCAAAUGGAAAUGUGUUCCGCAACACGAUUUUGACAUACCCUCCUUGGGUGAUCAUCCAUUUGCCAGGCUGCGGGCAUUGGAAGUGGAAAUAAAUGCCUAACUUGAAAAGUCCGAUGAGACUAGGCGACUGGGGCUGGGAGAGUAGUUAUUGAGGGGCAAAAUGCAAAAGAAGAAAAAGGCAAAGGCGGCCAUAGACGUAACCUUUGGCCAACAUCAAAAUGUCAUUUUCAAAAUCACCAAUUUCUCUCUGAUAGUUUAAUGAACUUUCUUCCUCAUAAUAAGAAAGACUCUAAACCAACCAACUUUUUACUUAUAUAUAUUCCUCUCAUUUGAACAUUCUACAAACCAACCAUACCCGGACCGACCCUAGCUAAUUAUAAACCCCUCUCGCUCUCUCUCUCUCUCUCUCGUUCUGCAGGCGGUCAUCAUCUUCCUUUUUUUUUUUUUAAGCCUGCUUUGGAUUUGGAA